Messenger RNA from Cryptomeria japonica (Japanese cedar), 1816 nucleotides. RefSeq lists its product as uncharacterized. Gene Ontology annotation, molecular function: nucleosome binding; nucleic acid binding; zinc ion binding. The transcript has 15 exons. Bases 111 to 1661 code for a protein of 516 amino acids. Gene Ontology annotation, biological process: chromatin remodeling. The record is from RefSeq and is a predicted model, not a curated record. Gene Ontology annotation, cellular component: Swr1 complex. Lineage: Eukaryota; Viridiplantae; Streptophyta; Pinopsida; Cupressales; Cupressaceae.
CUUCCAGCAUGUCAUAUAAGUACCUAUCUCAUAUAUGCUUUUUCACCGAAUAACAAACUUCUGUCUGCAGGACUCGCCAGAAAAUAAAAUGAACAGGCAAGCUUGAAAGCAUGACCACAAGGAGCAAUCUGUACAAAAAUCCAGCUCACUCUUACUUCAAAGACUUCAACCUCACUUCAGCUCUAGAUAAUUUACAAGCUUACAACCUUGCAAUCGGUAAUGCUUCUGCGUCAUCAAAUGACAACGAAAACGCAGAGAAAAGCUCUGUUAACAAUGUUGAUAAAAAACGCAAAAGAAAUGAAAAUUAUUCUCCAGAAACUAAGCUGGAAAUUGAAGGUUCAAAUUAUGUGACAGACGAAAUACUUGAUCAUGAACAGUACAAACUAAAAUGCAGGAGAGAUAAUGGUGCUUUGCCACUGCCGAAGGAUGUUACUCCAAAUUUCUGUUGGCAGGCAGCAUCAAGUUUGGGAUUUGAUGCUUAUGAGAAGAUUGACGAAACUACAAAACAUAGUAAGAGGGAGGUGCUUUGCAAUGAUUCAACUUCAAAUUUUUCAGGACCAUAUGCAGCUUCCGAAAAUUUGGACGAUGGACUAAUGGAAAGUGCAGAAGUGUGUGAAGCAACAAAAGAGAUUGCUCUACAAAUGCAGGCUGGAGCAAGUGGGAUAUGCACAAAGAGAGACAACCAGCGCUUUCCAGCACCUGAGGAACCUGUUUGUGUUGUAUGUGGUAGAUUUGGGGAAUAUGUUUGUGAUGAGACAGAUGAAGAUGUCUGCAGCAUGGAGUGUAAGUGUGAGUUGCUGCAGCUCUAUGCAAAAGAACGUGCUGAGAAAGCUAAAGAAGCUAGAACCUCAUUUAUUUCUUAUACAAGACCAAAGGGUGCAUUACAACUUCCGGAGUUGGAAGCAGAAACCUGGGACCUUGUCAAACAUCAAUGGAUGAAUAAAGGAAGCAGCCUGACUACAUAUGAAUGUUGGAAAUGUAGACGAGCAGGUCAUCUUCCAGAUGACUGUUUGGCAACAAAGAACAUACCUGCUCCAAGUCCUGCAAAUCCUAGAUGCUAUGAGGUUCCAGCUGAGAAGGAUCCAAUCUCUAAUAUGUUUACAAUGGAGCUCCAUGCACUUUACAGAAGGUGCAAGCAAAUUGGAGCAAAUGCAAAUUCUGCAGAGUGCCAUACUUGCCACCGCCAUUCUAAUUUAGCAAUGUGCCUGGGUUGCACUGGGGUUUUCUGUGACAGGAGAUGUAAUAUACCUGUUCUAGUCGAUUUUCAAAAAAGAGUCUUUCUUUUCAGUGCAGGUCAUUUAAGUGGACAUAUGGAUGCCCACCCAUCUCACAGGCAAUAUUACUCUUAUAAGCUCCAGCGCCUGGUCAAGUGCAGCAAGUCAACAUGUGAUGUGACUGACAUCAGAGAAUUAUUGAUAUGUCAGCAUUGCACAAGCAAAGCGUUUGACAAAUUCUAUAACAUGUUUAAAGCAACUUGUGGGUAUGGAUGGAGCAGGAAUGGAGCAGGUCUUAAACUAAUUUGCAACUCUGUAUGUUGUGAUGAACAUUUCAUGUGGCACAGGAUGAACUGCCCACAUGCUGAAAUUGAAGACAGUGCAUAUCUCAUCAGCAAGGAUGGUUCAACGUUGAAGAGAACCCAACUUAGUGAAUUCUUGUUCUAGGAAGGGUUCAUUUAUCACCCAUGUUUCAAAACUUACUAUCAAGAAGAAAGUUGCAUUGACAAAUGAGCAAUUGAGCUUGGAUCAUGAAAUUUUACAGAUUAGUUUUACUCUGAACUUCAAUUAAUGAAAAGAUAUUCAUGAUGUUUGAGCUGUUA